AUGGCCGGUGGCCACUGUAGAAACCGCACUCCGGAGGAAGAGAUUUUGAUUCACAUUGUUCACAUCUCUCCAGAGUACACUCGUCUUUCGCUCAUCAACACAUCAGAAAUGCAAUUCUCCACUGUCGUCUCCCUCGCUGCUGUUUACGGUGCCGUCGCCAUGGCCCAAACGACCGCCGACGCUAUUUCUCAAAUCGGCGACGGUCAAAUCCAGGCCACCUCUGCUGCCGCCUCCUCUGCUGCCGCCUCCUCUGCUGCCGCCACCUCCAGUGCUCCAGCUGAGUCAUCCGCCGCCGCCGUCUCUCAAAUCAGCGACGGCCAAUUGCAAGCCACCAGCAGCGCCUCGCUAAGCGUUGCCACCUCUACUUCUGGCAACGCUACCAUCAGCUACCAAACCGAAAACGGCGCCGCCAACAUGGGUUCCGGUGCUGCCGCUAUGGCUGGCUUGGUUGCUGCCGGUGCCAUGUUGAUUUAA
Lachancea dasiensis is the source of this 474-nucleotide messenger RNA. Lineage: Eukaryota; Fungi; Ascomycota; Saccharomycetes; Saccharomycetales; Saccharomycetaceae. The record is from the annotation of a GenBank genome assembly.